Messenger RNA from Harpegnathos saltator (Jerdon's jumping ant), 3287 nucleotides. RefSeq names its product Palmitoyltransferase app (gene app). Lineage: Eukaryota; Metazoa; Arthropoda; Insecta; Hymenoptera; Formicidae. The transcript is spliced from 8 exons. Bases 1211 to 3013 code for a protein of 600 amino acids. Gene Ontology annotation, cellular component: Golgi apparatus; endoplasmic reticulum. The record is from RefSeq and is a predicted model, not a curated record. Gene Ontology annotation, biological process: protein targeting to membrane; peptidyl-L-cysteine S-palmitoylation. Gene Ontology annotation, molecular function: protein-cysteine S-palmitoyltransferase activity.
ACCUGGCGACCCUCUGCGAGAAGAGGCGAUUAGGACACGCUCUCGUUGCCAUUGCUCGUCGCCAUUGCUCGUCUGACUUUUGUCUCGUCUCUCCGCGAUCCUCGUUCUCCACGUGCGACUUAACCUCUCACCUAAAUUAACGUCAAUGUUAAAAUCAUUCUCGAGACUCGGUAACAUGCGGUAAUAUUCAGAAAAGAACCGAUUCAUAGACUAGUGCACGGAUAUAUACCGAUGAUCGAUGGAUCGAUCCGCACGGAAGCCGACGAGAGCGUUUGAAUCGCGAUCAUUCGGGCCGCUCCGGGUCACAUGACUUAGAGUCACAUGGCGUUUUGGAUCAUGCCGCGAGAGGGCGCCGCGUACGCGCUUCGCGAGCAAGUACGACGAUCAGCGAAGAGUUUCACAACAGUACUGGUCUUGUAAAUAUGUGAGUUAUUAUCAUCGCUCGUAGGUCGCGUGACGACUGCGGCGAGACAGUGACGAUGAUCUGAGACGAUGCAGUGGUCGUCCGGAACAUAGUGCGCGUUGCGGUCUCCGUGAAUGAUCGGCCAGUGGUGGUGCACAAUUCACGAGUGAGGCCGCGGUGACCCAAUUUACAAACGAAGCUUCUUUUUUCCCCUUCGCGAGAACGGCGACGACGACAGCGAUGAUGAUAAUGAUAAUGAUGAUAAUGACGAUGAUGACGAAUCCGCGGUUAUGACCUUUCUUCCAACAAACACUCUCGAAGUCGGUGACCUUUGUAGACGCACGAUGACAAUGUCAUUCCGGAAGUGAGUUCGUGAUUUUCCAUAUGCGAGUUUUUGCAAGUUUAUACGCGUGAAUUUCGCCAAAGUAUUCGUGAACUCUCAGCUGAAUUGAUAAAAUUAGGUUAAGUCUGCAAAUCGAGUUUUUAGACUUGCACUUACGCGAAAAGUCAAGUGUCGUCGCGUUGCGUCGCGAACGGCGAGCUCAACAGGCGGCUGGGAUCUCCCUGAAUUGGCAUUUUAUGGAAAGGAACAUAUCGUGUACGGAUGCUGCUAUCUGACGCAGCGUGUUAUGACUCGAGGACAGAAGACCUUCGGAACAAGAUGAGACAUGUUUGUUCGGUUUCGCUAGCGGGAACUUCCAAGAAGGGACACGGUUUUACAACUGUGAUAAACCGCCAGCGAUCAACGUGCGGGAUUUGCUCGUUCAUUUAUGACAGUACGUGAGAGAAACUUUACCCUCGCGCAAGAUGCCUCACGUCACGCGAAAAUGGGAGCUGUUCCCGGGAAGGAAUCGCUUCUGUUGCGACGGAAGAGUGAUGAUGGCACCGCAGACUGGAGUAUUCUAUGUCACUGUGUGUCUCAUCGCCGGAACGAGCGGAUUAUUUUUUGGUUUUGAUUGUCCAUUUUUGGCGCUACAUAUAACACCAGCAAUACCGGUGAUAGGAGGUUUAUUAUUUAUAUUUGUAAUGUCUGCUUUGUUCCGUACAAGCUUCAGUGAUCCUGGAGUAAUUCCACGAGCAACACCUGACGAAGCUGCUUACAUUGAGCAACAAAUUGAGGUACCAAACAAUGGUAACUCCAAAACAUAUAGACCUCCUCCUAGAACAAAAGAAGUCUUAGUCAGAGGACAACCAGUGAAACUAAAAUAUUGCUUUACAUGCAAAAUAUUCAGGCCACCCAGAGCCUCUCAUUGUAGUCUAUGCGACAAUUGUGUAGAGAGGUUUGAUCAUCACUGUCCAUGGGUUGGUAACUGCGUGGGCAGAAGGAAUUAUAGAUAUUUUUAUGCUUUUAUAGUAUCUCUGGCGUUUCUUUGUGUUUUCAUAUUUGCAUGUGCAGUCACACAUUUAAUUAUGCUUACGAAAGAUGAUAAGCCAUUUUUGGAAGCUCUCCGGUCGUCUCCGAGCAGCGUCAUUGUAGGAGUGAUUUGUUUCUUUUCUGUUUGGAGUAUCUUAGGCCUUGCUGGCUUUCAUACAUAUUUAACCACGAGUAAUCAAACAACUAACGAAGAUAUUAAAGGUUCAUUCUCAAGUAAAAGAGGACAGGAAAGCUUUAAUCCCUAUAGCCAAGGAAACAUUUGCGGAAAUUGUUUUUACGUAUUAUGUGGGCCAUCUCCACCUAGUUUAAUUGAUCGAAGAGGAAUAGUUACACCCGAAUAUCGUGCAGAGCAAGAAAGAGUUGGUGAUGACAAUGUGAUUACUAAUAAUAAGACAUAUGGAACUGUUAAGAUUGUGCAGCCUCAGUCGAACGGCACAACGGUUCAAACAAGUCCCAGUACGGAACUCACGGACUCGAUGAACAAUUUGGUCACCGGUCUACAUUCUCCGAGAAUAGAGUCAAUAAACGGUGAGUUAACUCUCUUAAGGCAUCCUACACAUCCCGAAGAUCUACCAAAAUAUCCGCGCCAUUACAUAAACGAUACUUAUGUGCCGCUGUAUCCGGCGCAACAUUGCUCUCAGGAUUCUGUCAAACAUAUGAAGUACACCGAGGUAGAUCGAAUAAAUCCAGAUUUUCAGAAAUAUCCGUGUAGAUGCGAGGAGGGUUUACAUAAGUAUCCUCAUAGAUGUAGAGAGGAAUAUCAUAGAUGCUCGGACAACAACCUAAUAUACGAUCAGUGCGUUGGCGAUCAGAAGUAUGGCAUUGAUCUUCAGAAGUAUCCUCAGAGGUACUCCGAGGAUCCUUUACGUUACAAGAUAAGCGAUAAGAACGGUUACACCGAUCUACAAAAGUUUCCUCAAUGUUAUUCCGAAGAUCCGUUACGGCUGACUCAGUCUCCGCAUACGCUCAAGUACAAUAACCUAAGGUGUGCCGAUCAUACCUUGAAGUAUCCGAUAUCGAAGAACAUUUUGCCGGCGCGUAUAUUGGGCACAGGCGGGAUACCGAUCAUUGGGCAGACCGCGAUAGGUCUCGUAGUCAACAGGUUCGGUUCUGGACCACUGACUAAUAAUUUGUCGUACGCGGAGAAUUCAUUGUGCCCGAGCGACAGUACGGAGGAGGAUCUCUUGAAUCGACGUUUCAUUAUGAGUUCAUUGAGCGACAAUGAGGAUAUUUAACGUCUAUUAUAAACCAGCCAUGUAUUUCUCGAAUAUAUUCAACUUGGUAAAGUAAUAAUAUGGAGGAAAAGUUGAGAAGAUAGGUACAUAAUUAAUAUAUUUACCACAGAAAAAAAUCAUGAACUCAUAAUGUUAGAAAGCUUUAAUAUAAUUAGAUCAUUAUUCGUCCUUUUCUUAAAAUUUCAUGCUAAAUGAUAUAAGAUCAAGAAAUAUAAGAUCAUUUGUACAUAAACAGUUAUACGAUUGUUCUUGAUUCCACAAAUCGAGAAUUAAA